AACAAAAGGUUCAUACUGAAAUAAUAGAAAAUAUGAAGGGCUUGACUGACGCAAUUGAACUAUAAGAGGGGUAAACUGCAAUUAAUCUUAUUUUCAAAGAUAGACCGGGAGAGAGGGAGAGUAGGAGAAGCAAGCAAUGGCAUCGAAAGCGUCAACACCGCCGUAUCCAAGCGCUGCUAGAAUCUCUGAUUCUCAGUGUUAUCCUCAGUACACUGCGUCUCUAAAAUGUCUAGAAGAAUAUAAUUCGGACAAGAGUAAAUGUCAGGAACAUUUUGAUAUUUACAAAGAAUGCAAGAAAAAGGAGCGGGAAGCUCGAUUGGAGCGCAACAAGACUAGGUCCCUUUUCUCUUGAAAUUUCUUUUGGAAUCUUCCCCUCGUAUCAUAAGGCGCAAAAGUGAGUUUUCAGCUCAUCAGGGCUGGCGUUAGAUUUAUAGAGUGCUAUACUUGAUACCGAAACAAUUGAUAGAACUGGCUCAAUUGUUUAUGCCGGCGAAGUUCAGAAUUUUCUUCGCAUAUUGUGCCAUCAGUGAAAGAAUGAUGACUGUUUUGGAUUGUCAACAAACAAUGUUAGACUUUGUUUCCAUUCCAAGUCUGAAAUGUUGAUGAUAUGUUGUGUAGCA
Molecule: messenger RNA, 620 nt
Organism: Prunus mume (Japanese apricot)
Lineage: Eukaryota; Viridiplantae; Streptophyta; Magnoliopsida; Rosales; Rosaceae
Product: Cox19 family protein (CHCH motif)
Source: RefSeq, a predicted model, not a curated record